This is a messenger RNA of Aspergillus puulaauensis, 969 nucleotides long. RefSeq lists its product as uncharacterized. Gene Ontology annotation, biological process: regulation of transcription by RNA polymerase II. Gene Ontology annotation, cellular component: core mediator complex; mediator complex. NCBI's taxonomy places the organism in Eukaryota, Fungi, Ascomycota, Eurotiomycetes, Eurotiales, Aspergillaceae. Bases 1 to 969 code for a protein of 322 amino acids. The transcript has a single exon. The record is from RefSeq and is a predicted model, not a curated record. Gene Ontology annotation, molecular function: transcription coregulator activity.
AUGAACGCCGAAGUGCAAUCCGCGCUCUCAACAUUCGAAAGCCGGCUCAAUUCCCUCGUCACAACACUCACAACAUCACCGACGGCUUCAGGGGCACCCACUGCAGCAGUGAACCUCCUCACCGCCGACGACACGCUCACAUCCACAAUCGACACCCUAAAACAACACCAGGCCAACUACGCGCGCAUCCUGCAGCUACGUGCAGAAGCACAGAGCCUAGAAGAUCGGGUUAAAGACAUCGUCCGCCUAGUCGUGCGCUACGAGAAGGACAUCCGGGAAACAUGCGGCGAUGACGGGUCAGAUAGUGACUCUGACGACUCCGACUACUCCGGUUCAGAUCAAGAUAUGGACGCGGAGGACAAACCGGAGCGCAUUUCUCGGAGGCGGAACGAGAUCGAUUAUAAGCUUCUGCUUGACUUUGCACGGCGGAUAAGCAAAUAUAACCUCGAGGCGGCGGCCGAUGCAGCGGCGGGGAUGACGAAGAAUAGUCAAGUGACAACAGGGCAGGAUACAGAAAUGGGCGGGAUAAAUGCAAAUGGGGCCCAGGAUGGGAAUUCAGACGCAGAGCCCGUUGCUGCCGUUACGAAGGACGCUACGUCGUGGCUGGACGAGUCGGCGAAUAUGACGCGGCAGGUGUACAUGCUUCCUUAUCCGAUGGAAGACCGGAUACGGAUGGGGCUCAUGGGGCAGAUACAGCUUGCGGCGGCGGAGGGGAGACCUGGAUUUGAUUCAGACAAGGAGGUUGAGAGGUUGAUCCGGGAGGCUGAGGGCGUGGGAGUUGCGGAUGCUGUCGCCCCUGCGCCUGCUCCGGUUGGGGAGGAGACGAAGCGUGUCAAUGAGGCUGCAAAGGCGGCUGCGCAUGCUGGGUCUGCGGCCACUACUAGGGUGUCGGUGGCUCCGGCGCCGAAGCCGAAGCCCAAGGCUGCGUUGGAUUUGGAUCUGUAUGAUCCGGAUGAGGAUGAGGAUUGA